Molecule: messenger RNA, 4834 nt
Organism: Dendrobium catenatum
Lineage: Eukaryota; Viridiplantae; Streptophyta; Magnoliopsida; Asparagales; Orchidaceae
Exons: 4
Coding region: 227-4834 (1535 amino acids)
Biological process (GO): proteolysis; DNA integration
Molecular function (GO): nucleic acid binding; aspartic-type endopeptidase activity
Source: RefSeq, a predicted model, not a curated record
UCUAAUCUAGGGCUUGGGAGAAAGCUUCUCUUCUCGAAGUGAGAGCAUUGUAUCCGUGAAAACUUGUAAGUCUUUUGAUAUUCAAGUUAUUGAAGUGUUUGUGAGUGUUUUCAUCCAAGAAAUUUUGCAUUUUUCCACCGUUUUUGGACUGUUUUUCUUGGAUUCCGAAAAUUACAAAUUAAGAUCCAUCAAAGUGGUAUCAGAGCGCUAGAUCCACAAGGAAGGGAUGGGUACACGAAGGAUUGAAUCUAUUGAAGAGAAAGUUGGAGAGUGGGAAGUGGAGUUCACCGCCCUUAAGGAGAAAUUUGCAUCCGUUGAUGAAAAGCUUGAUGGAGUAAAGGAGUUGAAGACUCAAAUGUUAGGGUUACAAGAGAUGAUCAAACAAAUGGUGGCGGGCCAACACAACAUAGGGGGUUCGGUUAACCCUAACCCUAACCCUAUCCCUAUUGCGCCGCCGGUUGAUGGUGAAGGAGGUAGUAGGGUUCGUGAGGGACCUAAUGCAAAAGGGAAGGAGGCCAUUGACAUUGUCAACCAUGGAGGGGAUGCUUGGUCCGCCGGCCCAAGGGGGGGCAGGUAUGGCCCAAACCGUGGAGGGGAGGACUACUCCACCGCCGGAUUUAUGGGAGACGCUAGGGCAAGCUAUACUCAGAAUCAUCCAGAUCAAUUUGUCCAAGGAAGGGAGGGAGGAAGCAUGCCUUACAAUCAGUGGGGAGGAGGAUCGUAUCGAGGCAGAGGGGAGGCCGACCCUAGGGAGCCUCAUUGGGGGUCGGCUGGUUAUGCAAGGGGGGAUCCGGUGGCACCUCAAGCUUGGGAAAGAAGGGAGAGUCGUGGGGUGGACCCACGGCCAUGGGAGAGGCAACCAGAGGGGAGAUAUGGGCAAGGAGGUAUGGGCAACGGCAGGGUAAACGGGAGAGGAGAAUGGGGAAUGAGGAAGUUGAAGCUUCCAAUCUUUGAAGGAGAGGAUGCUUAUGGGUGGAUCUUCAAGGCAGAAAGAUACUUCACAGCGAUGGGGAUGACAGAUGAGGAGAAACUCUUGGCGGUACCUUUAUGUUUGGAGGCAAGAGCCCUUGCUUGGUAUCAGUGGACGGAAGAAAGACAGAGAUUCAGAUGUUGGGCAGAGUUUAGGGAGAUGUGCCUAGACCGCUUCAGACCACCAAAGGAGGGAACUCAUCAUGAGCAGUUCUUUGCACUGACCCAGACUGGUACAGUAUCUGCUUAUAGGGACAGGUUCGAGUUGCUGUCCAGUAGGCUUCGUGGGAUGACAGAUGAGGUGCUUGAGGGAAAUUUCAUGAAGGGUUUGAAGCCCCACAUUCGAUCAGCAGUUAGAGCGGCCAAGCCAAGGAGUUUGAGGGAGACUUUGGAGAUGGCUGAGCUGAUAGAGGAUAGAUUGUCUUCUGAUCAAUACCGCAGACCUACUUUCUUCGGAGGGGGACAGAAGGUGGCAAAUCCUACGGGAGGAGCCAAGGGUGCUUACUUGGGGGCAGGAGGAGAAGGACAGAAGGAGAGGGAUCGGAGUGCACCGGCCAAGGGGGAGUUUAGGCGGCUCACUGAGGCAGAGCUGAAGGAUAAAAGAGCCAAGGGGCUCUGUUACAGGUGUGAUGAGAAAUUUGGGCCAGGGCAUAGGUGCAAGGACAAAUUACUCCAAGUCCUAUUGGUAGAAGACCCCGAGGAGGAGGAAGUUGAGGAAGAGUUAGGAGGGGAAGAAGAAGGUGUAGAUCAUCUACAUCUUGACAUGAUUGAGGUUUCCCUCAAUUCAGUGGCAGGGUUGACAGCACAUUCCACCAUGAAGAUGGAAGGGAGGAUCGGGAGCUUUACAGUCACAGUGCUGAUAGACAGUGGGGCCACCCACAACUUUAUAGCUUGCAGAUUAGUGGAAGAGUUGGGCAUUCCCAUGAUCCAGGGGAGAGGAGUGGGAGUCUCUUUGGGGACCGGUCAGAAGGAGCAGUGUGCGGGAAGAUGCAGUGGAGUUACUCUCUCCAUACAGGGGGAAGAUAUUACCCAAGAUUUUCUGGUGCUCGAGCUGGGUAAUACGGAUGUUAUUUUGGGUAUUCAGUGGUUACAAACUCUGGGGGAGAUGAAGGUCAACUGGAAGACCUUGAUGUUGGAGUAUGGUGAAGGGGAGCAUCGAGUUACUUUGCAUGGGGACCCCAAACUAUGCCGGUCUAAGGUGGCUCUGAAGACUAUUCUCAAGUCCCUUAGGAGUGAGGGGGAAGGGUUUCUGAUAGAGUUAUGGCGAUUGGAGGGUAGUGAGCCAGUGGAGGAGCAGAAUAUUCCAGAAGAGGUGGGAGAGCUGUUGGAGGAAUUCACCCCAGUUUUUCAGAUGCCAGCAGGGCUACCCCCACAGAGAAGCAAGGAGCACGCCAUUGUACUGAAAGGAGGAGCUGAUCCAGUUAGUGUGCGGCCCUAUCGAUAUCCUCAUGCUCAAAAGGAGGAGAUUGAGAAGCUAGUCAGGGAAAUGAUGGAAGCGGGGGUUAUCCAGCCGAGCGUGAGCCCUUUUUCGAGCCCCGUACUUUUGGUAAAGAAGAAGGACGGUAGUUGGCGAUUUUGUGUUGAUUAUCGGGCUCUCAACAAGGAGACUGUUCUAGACAAGUUUCCAAUUCCCGUUAUUGAUGAGCUUCUUGAUGAGUUGGGGGGUGCUACAAUGUUCUCCAAACUUGAUUUGAAGUCCGGAUAUCAUCAGAUCCGGAUGAGGAGGGAGGACAUCCCCAAGACUGCUUUCAGGACUCAUGAAGGACACUAUGAGUUCUUGGUGAUGCCUUUUGGGCUCACCAAUGCUCCUUCUACAUUCCAGGCCCUGAUGAACCAAGUGUUUCAACCCAUGUUGAGGAGGUUUGUUCUAGUGUUUUUUGAUGACAUUCUGAUCUAUAGCAGGUCCCUACAGGAGCACUUGGAGCACUUGAGGAAGGUUUUGAACACUUUACAACAUCAUCAGUUGUAUGUCAAUCAAAAAAAGUGUUCUUUUGCUCAAAGAAGUGUGGAAUAUUUGGGGCACAUUAUCUCAGCAGAAGGGGUGGCAGCUGACCCUUCCAAGGUGGAGGCCAUGACGAGCUGGCCAACUCCUAAGAACCUUCGGGCUCUCCGGGGCUUCUUAGGACUCACAGGAUACUACAGGAAGUUCAUAAAGGGGUAUGGAUCUAUUGCAGCUCCACUCACUGAACAGUUGAAGAAAGACAGCUUCAAUUGGGGACCGGAGGCAGAUAGCGCUAUGGAGGCUUUGAAAAGAGCUAUGGUUAGUGCCCCGGUGUUAGCAUUACCGGAUUUCAAGCAGCAGCUGGUGGUGGAAACUGAUGCAUCUGGUUUGGGGUUAGGAGCGGUCCUCAUGCAGCAAGGGCGACCCAUUGCUUUCUACAGUCAGGUAUUAUCAGGGAGGGCAAGGCUCAAAUCUGUCUAUGAAAGAGAACUGAUGGCCAUUGUUAAGGCCAUCCAGAAGUGGCGACCGUACUUGUUGGGUAGAAGAUUCCUUGUGAGGACUGAUCAAAGGAGUCUAAAAUACUUGUUGGAGCAACGCAUGGUGACAGAAGAGCAUCAAAGAUGGCUCUCCAAAUUGUUGGGCUAUGAUUUCGAGAUUCAGUACAAGCCAGGAUUGGAGAAUAAAGCUGCUGACGCCUUAUCCAGGAAGGUGGAGUGCUCACAACUUAUUGCUACAUCUGUGCCUCAGUUAGUGGAUUGGGGGAAAUUGAGGACUGAAAAUAUGACUAGUGAAGAAUUGGGGAGCUUCAGAGAGGCCAUAAGGAAGGGGGAAGAAAUACCAGCAGGAUAUACAGUGGAGGAUCAGCUGUUGCUACAUAAAGGGAGGUUGGUUUUGCCUAGGACCUCUUCCCAUAUUCCACUGAUACUCCAGGAGUUUCAUGCCAGUGCUAUUGGAGGACAUUCAGGAGGGCAGAAGACUUAUCAGAGAUUGGCUAGAGAGAUAUACUGGAAGGGGAUGAGGAAAGAUGUGGAGGAAAUGGUGGCCCAGUGUGAUACUUGUCAGAGGAACAAGUACCAAGCAUGUGCCCCUGGAGGACUGUUGCAGCCACUUGAGUUACCUGAUCAGGUUUGGUCGGAAGUGACUAUGGACUUCAUCGAAGGCUUACCCAAGUCGGACGGCUACACUGUCAUUCUAGUGGUAGUUGACCGGCUUAGUAAGUAUGCUCAUUUCAUACCGUUGAGACAUCCUUUUAAUGCCACUACCGUCGCAGCAGUUUUCAUCCGUGAGAUUGUGAGGCUUCAUGGCUUUCCUGAGUCGAUAGUCUCUGACAGAGAUAAAGUGUUCCUGAGUCACUUUUGGAAGGAGAUGUUCAAGUUACAAGGGACACAUUUGAAGCGCAGUUCAGCCUACCACUGGGAACAGAAGUGGACAAUCUCUGAGACGCCGGGAUCCCAGGUCGGGGUUUUUUACUGGCUUGGGGGUCAGGAGGAGCGGAUCUCGGAGGGGACUGAGGAUAGUGCAGUCGCCUAUGAGGGGAGUGUCAGGUGGCGGCAUCACCUGGAACCUGAGCUGAAGGACCUCAUCAAGAGCCAUAAGUGUGACUUGUUUUCACAGGACUUCUUCCCAGAAUUCACUGAUAUAUUCAGGGGUUUCAUGCAGUGCUAUUGGGAGGACAUUCAGGAGGGAGAAUUUCAGAGUUGGCGUAGAGAGAUUACUGGAAGGGAUGAGAAAGAUGAUGGAGGAAUGGUGGCCCGUGUGAUACUUGUCAGAGGAACAAGUAUAAGCUUGUGCCCCUGGAGGACUUUUUCAUCUGUGAGAGUUGUGAGGACUUCAUGGCUUUCCUGUAGUGAUGCUGACGAGAUUACAAGUGUUCCUGAGCCACUUUUGAGGAGACAGUUCAAGCAUCAAGGGUACACAUAUUGA